UACAAGAUAUUUGUAAUAACAACUUUCCUUUUGGUGGUAAGGUUAUUCUUAUGGGUGGAGACUUCAGACAAAUACUUCCAGUUGUGAAGCGAGGUCGACCAGCAGAAGUUAUAGAAUCAUGUUUAAAAUGUUCUGAACAUUGGCAAUAUGUGCAAAGGUUCUCAUUAACUGUAAACAUGAGGGUUCAGAUAGAAGAAGAGGAAUUUUCUCAAUGGCUUUUAAAGCUUGGAAGUGGAACAUUACCUGUCAAGCCUGAAGAUCCUUUGCGAGGGUGUAUUGAAAUACCUGAGCAGUGCUUUCUCAGUGAUAAUGAAUCUAUUGUGGAGAAGAUUUUCGGUGGUGCAGAAGAAGGUGAUUAUGCAAAACGUGCUAUUUUAACGCCAACAAAUGUUGAUUCAUUGGCAAUAAAUGAAGAAGUCCUUCAUCGCUUACCCGGUGAUGUGAAAACAUAUUUAAGUUCAGAUAGCAUUGAUACUGAUGAUCUUAAUGAAAUUAAUAAUUUUCCAGUCGAGUUUUUAAAUAGUUUGACUCCAUCAGGUAUGCCUGUUCAUUGCCUAAAAUUAAAAAUUGGUGCUGUUAUAAUGCUACUUAGAAAUUUAGAUCUCAAAGGUGGACUUUGUAAUGGAACCCGUUUGAUGGUGCGUGCAUUACACAACAAUUAUAUUGAUGGUGAGGUUUUAAUAGGUGUAUCAGCUGGUAACAGGGUAUUUGUUCCUCGAGUUCAAUUAGCUCCAUCAGAUGCAAAUUUACCUUUUACACUUAAACGCCGUCAGUUUCCAGUUAGGUUAGCAUACUCAAUGACCAUAAAUAAAAGUCAAGGUCAAACAUUUGAAAAAGUUGGUGUUUAUCUCAAAAAACCUUGCUUUUCACACGGCCAAUUAUAUGUUGCAUGUUCAAGAACAAGAUCAUUUAAUAGUUUGUUUUUCAAAGUUGAUAAACAUCCAUUACAAGCAAUGCUGAUAAAACUGAAUUUUUUUAAAAAAAGAGUUAUUCCAGCCUUCCAACCAAAUAUUAGAGACUUUUAAAAAAGCACUCUCACAAAGUAAGUGUCUAAUCUUCUAUAUAAUAUUGCCGAACUAAUUUUUACUAAAUUUUGGUUCGUAUUUUUCAUUUCUCAAAUGAAUUAACAUAAAACAAAUAA
This is a messenger RNA of Hydra vulgaris (swiftwater hydra), 1141 nucleotides long. The record is from RefSeq and is a predicted model, not a curated record. Lineage: Eukaryota; Metazoa; Cnidaria; Hydrozoa; Anthoathecata; Hydridae.